AUGUCUAAUUCGAUAACACAUAAAACAGCACUUUGCUUAAUUCCACCUGAAAAUGUUUGGGAACAAAUUCAAUCAAUUCGAUCAAAAUAUGAUAAAGCUUAUCCACGUUGGAUGCCACAUAUUAAUUUAAUUUAUCCAUUUGUAUCUGACUCUGAAUUUGCUAAUAUCAAAAUUCAAUUAGACUCAAUACUUAAUCAAAGAAAACAAUUUGAAAUUGAAUUUGAUAAAACAUCAUUUGAAUAUUUUAAACAAAAAGGUAAUGAAUGUACAUUUCAUAUACGACCAAAAAUAAAUAAAGAUGUCGUUGAACUACAACAAAUAAUAGAAAAUUUCUUACCAAAUUAUUUAAAAAGUAUACGUCCAUUCGAAGCUCAUCUUACACUUGGUCAAACAACAACAUCAAGAAUAUCAGAUAUGCUUAUUGAAAUGAAAGCGAAAUGGAAACCAAUUAAAUUUAUUAUUGAUCGCGUCUGUAUGAUUAGUCGUGAAAAUAAUCCCGAUGAUUUAUUUACGAUUAAAAAUCAAGUUCUUUUAGUUGGUUCAGAAGAAAAUAAUAAUAAUAAUAAUGAACAACUAGUUUCUAUUGAAAAACCUUCGUUAAUAGAAAUUUGUCCAACUUUGACUGCAAAAAAUUAUUUAUGUGUAAUUCCACCAAAUGAAUUUUCUUCUCGUCUUUUAUUUUUAUUUGAAGAUACAUCAUUUCGUCCACAUAAACCAUUUCAAAUUAUUCUUGCUGAAUAUGAUGGUAUUCCGAAUGAAUCUGAUUUACGUUUAAAAAUUGGAUCAAUACCAAAAUUUACAAUUGAUUUUGGUGCACGAUCAAUUUGUUUUAAUUAUUCAAUAUCACGUCUUUUUCUUAAACCAACUGAUAUUGAACCUAUUAAACGAUUAAAUUUAAAUAAUAAUGAUAAUUUGGAUGGAACAUUAACAUUAGGAGAAUUGGAUAAAAAAGAUUUAACUGAAGUUGGAAAUCGCUUUACACAAAGUUGGACAUUUGCAACCAAUGAAUUUGAAGUUGAUCGAGUCUAUUUAAUUGAUUCCAAUGGACGUUUUCAAUAUAAUUUUCCAUUGAAAAGUCAAUGCUUUUCAUAA
Rotaria sp. Silwood2 is the source of this 1092-nucleotide messenger RNA. The record is from the annotation of a GenBank genome assembly. Lineage: Eukaryota; Metazoa; Rotifera; Eurotatoria; Philodinida; Philodinidae.